Messenger RNA from Aphidius gifuensis, 2182 nucleotides. RefSeq names its product putative mediator of RNA polymerase II transcription subunit 26. The record is from RefSeq and is a predicted model, not a curated record. NCBI's taxonomy places the organism in Eukaryota, Metazoa, Arthropoda, Insecta, Hymenoptera, Braconidae. The coding region runs from base 635 to 2182 and encodes 515 amino acids. The transcript has 2 exons.
UAAAAAUAUAUCAAUUAAUUAUUAAGAAAAUUUUUUCUUUUAAUAAUAACAAAAAAGUUGUGAUAAUUAUUAAUAAUAAGCCAGGAAAUUAACAAUCGACCCGGCAAAGUACAAAAAAACACCGCUAGAUAACCGGAAUAACAAAAAUAUACAUAUAUUAUAUAUACAUUUUUUUUUUGUUUUUUUCCAAGGAAAGCAUCACAGCCUCCAAAAAAGACGCCAUUUUUAAAUAACCGGUCGGAGUCCCUAGCCGGUUUUUUUGUGUGUACAACAUAAAUAUUAUUUAACAAUAAAAAAAUAUAAAUAAUCAGAAAUGUGAGUUAUCAAAAAUGAGUAAGUAAUUCAUUAAAAAUAAUAACAACAACAAGUUAUUCGAAAUAAAAAAUAUAUAAACAUUGUAAAAACAUUUUUAAAAAAAUUCAAAAAAUAACCAGUAAAUUGAGAGACGGGCCCUUCCUCAGUUUUGGCAUUAUUGGUUAGAAUGAUAAUUAUAUUUACAAUAUAUAACAUAUAUCAAUAAAAUAAUUGGUCUUUCCAAAGUUGGUGUGUUUGUGUGUUAUAAUUAAGUUAAAAUAAAUCAUAAAAAUAACUUAAUACAUAAAUAAUAAUAAAAAAAAAAAAAAAGAAAAAAAAAAUGUCGUCAGUUGAACCAAGACGUCGGAGUAGAUCAGAAGAUCGUGGAAAAGAAAAAAGAACAAAAGAUAUGAAACGGAGUAAUUCAUCAUCAAGUCCAGAUACAAGUCGUGGUAGAAAUCAAAAUGACAAAGAUAAACGUAUACGAGGCAGAAGAAAUAGAAGUACAUCCCAGUCAAAUUUGAGUAUAUCAAGUAUUGAUAGUCGUAAACGAGAUGGUUCAUCACAACCAAAUCAAUCACAACAACAACAACAACAACAACACCAUCAACAACAGCAUCAUCAUCAGCAACAACAUCAACGUCAACAAAGACACGAUGGCGGUGGUGGUGGUGGUGGUGGUGGUGGUGGUUGGGGUGGACGUGGUGAUAAUAAUAAUCGUAAUAAUGGCAUGAGAAUGAAUAAUCAUGAUAAUGGUAAUCGUGGAUUAUUUCGUAAACGUCGUGGUUCACCAGGUAAUUGGCAACGUGAUCAAUAUCAUGAUAAACGUCGACAAAUGUCUGGUGGACGUGGACAUAAUAAUUAUGGUCAUCAACGUUUUGACAAUAGAAAUGAUAACAGAUUUAGAAAUAAUUCAUUUAAUAGAUUUCGUGAUAGAAAUAAUUGGCAAAAUCGUGGUGGACAAAAUCGUGGCUUUAAUGACAGAAAUCAUCAUCACAAUAAUCGUGAUUAUAAUAAUGACAGAAAUCAUCAACGUGAUAGAUACUAUGAAAGAAAUAACGAACGCUUACAACGUAAUAAAAAUAUUACUGAUGAUUUAAUGGAUGUUGUUAUUGGUGGUGGUAAUAAAAAUACAACACGUGAACAAUCACCAACAUGGUCAAUUGAUAAAAGUCCAGAUAAUAAUAAACGUUCAAGACAACGUGAAUCACGUGAUAAUUUAUCAUUAUCUAAAAAUGAUGAUGAAUCAAUUGAACGUAGUAAGAGUCCUGGUAUUAAAAAAAAGAAAAGAAGAUCAUUAUCAUCAUCAUCAUCAUCAUCAACUGAUAGUAGCAGUUCAAGUAGUAGUAGCAGUACAUCAUCAAGUACAACAAGCAGUAGUACAUCGAGCAGUGAUUCUGAUCAUGAUAAAAAGAAAAAAAAGAAGAAAAAAUUAUCAAAAAAAGCUAAAAAAAUUGAAAAGAAAAAAAGAGAAAAAAAACGUAAAUUGAAGAAAAAACAAAAGAAAAAAUUGAAAAAAGUUGGUAAAGAUAAAAAAUCAAGAGAUGGUGUUGAUAAUAUUGAUGAUGAUGAAGAUGAUGGUGGUGGUGGUGGUGGUGAUGAAAAUAAGAGUAUUGAUAAUAAAAAGGAUAAAUUGAUGAAAGAUAUUUCUGUUGAAAUGAAUGAAAAAGCUAAAUCAAUGGCACCAAUGACCAAGGAAGAAUGGGACAAACGACAGAGUGUUGUAAGAAAGGUGUACGAUGAAGAAACUGGACGACACAGAUUGAUCAAAGGUGAUGGUGAAAUCAUCGAAGAAAUUGUAUCAAGAGAUCGUCACAAAGAUAUUAAUCGUCAAGCAACCCGAGGUGACGGUGAUUACUUCCAAUCCCGUAUGCGGGCAAACAAAUGA